Messenger RNA from Erigeron canadensis, 980 nucleotides. RefSeq names its product putative RING-H2 finger protein ATL71. Bases 112 to 756 code for a protein of 214 amino acids. The transcript is spliced from 3 exons. The record is from RefSeq and is a predicted model, not a curated record. Gene Ontology annotation, biological process: ubiquitin-dependent protein catabolic process. Gene Ontology annotation, molecular function: ubiquitin protein ligase activity. NCBI's taxonomy places the organism in Eukaryota, Viridiplantae, Streptophyta, Magnoliopsida, Asterales, Asteraceae.
CAGACAAAACACUUCACCUACAUAUCACCUACAUGACUUAUAUAACUUGAUAAUGGUAAACUAGCUAAUCUAUAAUAUAUGCCAAAAUUUUUGAAGUAGUCAUCCCUCAAUAUGAGCAACCAUACUAGCAAUCAUAAUACUCGGCGGCCUAUGCAACGUCCCAACAAUUCACAUGCACGGUAUGGCAACAGCCAUACAUUCAAUAUGGAUAUCAUACCUCCACCAUCUAGUCCUUUUCUUCCUACCUCGAAUGAAAGUUUUGCUUUUGAUCCAUGGUUGUGGUCGCUGCAAGAUACGAUUUUGAGUUUACCUCCCUCCAUUAUGAGUUUCCGACGACCUCGUAUGCAACUUCUAGUCUUUCACAACAAUUUGGCAGAGGAUCCAAAUUUGAGAUUAAGACCUAUGGAUCAACCGCGGAGACAAGAUUCUGAAUUAACUCCUGAUGAGCAAAGGAGAGUUUUCAACCAGCUAAAGAAAGAGAUUUACAAUCCUAUUCCCAAAAAGAUAAUACAAAGAUUAGGUAAAUUUUAUAAACAAGGCGAAUCUAAGGGACCGAAAAAUGAUAAACAAGUGUUAGAAGACGACGACGAUGAUGAUAAAAAGUGUGUCAUUUGCUUAGAAGACUUUGAAGUAAAAGAAGUGGUGAUGGUGACACCAUGUAACCAUAUGUUUCAUGAGCAAUGUAUCUUGCCAUGGGUCAAAAGCCAUGGCAAAUGUCCUGUUUGCAGGUUCUCUUUUCGUGAAAGAUUAAUUUGAAGGCACUCAACCAUCAUCCGCAAACAACAAUAACUUGGCUAGCUAGUGAUCGGAUAACAAAUGACUUGGUUCCCUUAGCAACAUCUAGGGGUAGUUCUACAACUAUCGAGCCAUUUUGGUUUUAAAAUUUAUUAUCUUUGGUUCUAGCUUUGCUAAGCUUUCUCAAGUCGUAUGAAGUGGAAAGCGUGUGGACACUACUUCUAUGUAACAUCAUUAUUUUGGUU